AUGGGGAUGUACCAAAGCUCCCAGUACAGGAGUAAGGCAGGUGAGAGGCCACUGAUAUGUUCUGAGUGUGGGAAAUGUUUUACAUACAAAUCACAACUUGUUAAUCAUCACGGAAGUCACACAGGUGAGAAGCCAUUUCCAUGUUCUGAGUGUGGGAAAUGUUUUGCACUUAAAUCACAUCUUGUUAGACAUCAGAGAAGUCACACAGGUGAGAAGCCAUUUUCUUCUUCUGAGUGCUGGAAAUGUGUUACACAAAAAUCACAACUUGUUACCCAUCAGCAAAGUCACACAGGUGAGAAGGCAUUCCCAUGUUCUGAUCACACAGGUGAGAAGGCAUUUCCAUGUUCUGAGUGUGGGAAAUGUUUUACACAGAAAUCACAACUUGUUAGACAUCAGAGAAGUCACACAGGUGAGAAGGCAUUUCCAUGUUCUGAGUGUGGGAAAUGUUUUGCACACAAAUCAGUUCUUGUUAGACAUCAGCGAAGUCACACUGGUGAGAAGCCAUUUCCAUGUACUGAGUGUGGGAAAUGUUUUGUAAGUAAAUCACAACUUGUUACACAUCUGCGCAGUCACACAGGUGAAAAGCCUUUUCCAUGUUCUGAGUGUGGGAAAUGUUUUGCAUGUAAAUCAGAUCUUGUUAUACAUCACAGAAGUCACACAGGUGAGAAGCCAUUUUCUUGCUCUGAGUGUGGGAAAUAUUUUACACGGAAAUCACAACUUGUUACCCAUCAGCAAAGUCACACAGGUGAGAAGGCAUUUCCAUGUUCUGAGUGUGGGAAAUGUUUUGAACACAAAUCACAUCUUGUGAGACAUCAGAGAAGUCACACAGGUGAGAAGCCAUUUUCUUGCUCUGAGUGUGGGAAAUGUUUUGCACACAAAUCAGUUCUUGUUAUACAUCAGAGAAGUCACACAGGUGAGAAGCCAUUUUCUUGCUCUGAGUGUGGGAAAUGUUUUACACGGAAAUCACAACUUGUUACCCAUCAGCAAAGUCACACAGGUGAGAAGGCAUUUCCAUGUUCUGAGUGUGGGAAAUGUUUUGAACACAAAUCACAUCUUGUGAGACAUCAGAGAAGUCACACAGGUGAGAAGCCAUUUUCUUGCUCUGAGUGUGGGAAAUGUUUUGCACACAAAUCAGUUCUUGUUAUACAUCAGAGAAGUCACACAGGUGAGAAGCCAUUUUCUUGCUCUGAGUGUGGGAAAUGUUUUACAUACAAAUCACAACUUGUUUCCCAUCAGCAAAGUCACACAGGUGAGAAAGCAUUUCCAUGUUCUGAGUGUGGGAAAUCUUUUGCACACAAAUCAGUUCUUAUUAGACAUCAGCGAAGUCACACAGGUGAGAAGUAAUUUCUUUACUCUGAGACAUAAA
Pseudophryne corroboree (corroboree frog) is the source of this 1366-nucleotide messenger RNA. RefSeq names its product oocyte zinc finger protein XlCOF7.1-like. Gene Ontology annotation, molecular function: DNA-binding transcription factor activity, RNA polymerase II-specific; RNA polymerase II cis-regulatory region sequence-specific DNA binding. Lineage: Eukaryota; Metazoa; Chordata; Amphibia; Anura; Myobatrachidae. Gene Ontology annotation, cellular component: nucleus. The record is from RefSeq and is a predicted model, not a curated record. The coding region runs from base 1 to 1344 and encodes 447 amino acids. Gene Ontology annotation, biological process: regulation of transcription by RNA polymerase II. The transcript is spliced from 3 exons.